Etheostoma spectabile (orangethroat darter) is the source of this 953-nucleotide messenger RNA. It is a transcript of the gene ppp1r35, whose product is annotated as protein phosphatase 1, regulatory subunit 35. Gene Ontology annotation, molecular function: phosphatase binding. The record is from RefSeq and is a predicted model, not a curated record. Lineage: Eukaryota; Metazoa; Chordata; Actinopteri; Perciformes; Percidae. Gene Ontology annotation, biological process: positive regulation of cilium assembly; positive regulation of centriole elongation; negative regulation of phosphatase activity. Gene Ontology annotation, cellular component: centriole.
ACUGUAACUGUUGUUACUCCUGUCAGGAUGACUUCCUGCUCCCUCCUCUCUCCUCCCCCUUCUCCCCCCCCUGCCCCCCCCCCCCUCCUCCUCCCAUUGAUCGCGUCCGAGCUCGCGUCAGCACCGAGCCCCCCCCCCCAAACUCCCCCCACCCCGGACCCCCGCCCACUAAAAGACCAGUAGCAAAGUGGCCCCGCCCCAAGGGCGAGGGGGAAAAAGGGGAACCGCCAGGUGGGUUUUGAAGAGCUUGUGGUUGUCACGGCAACACCGGGGCAGAGCACAUCCACCCCGCCUCAGCAGCCAAUCAAAGGUCAGAGGAGGAGCCGAGCAUGUCGCCUUGCCCCCAGACAGUGGGCGGAGCGUCCUGCUGCAGUAGCCAAUCCUGGCCCAGGAUGCAUGGAGAGGCCGGAGCUCAACACCACUCUGGCUCUGAAGGCGAAGCUUCUGUCCCUGCAGGGGGCGGAGUUUAACUCCCAGAAGGCCGUUCAGGAGACUCUACGGAUAUCUGAGAGGACCAAAAACCUGAUCAACACCAGAGCUACUGAAGAAGUGAACGUCUCUAGGUCUCAGCUUCUCUUCACCUCAUUGGUCAGUGUGGAUGUGCAGAAGGAUCAGCUGAUCAGCCAGCUGCUGCAGCCUCGGCUCCCCCCACACUCCCCCCCUUGCCGUGGCAACCAGGCAGCAGAUGGCCCCUCCCUUCUCCUCUUCAUGACCUCUGAUCUCCUCAGACAGAAGCCCCUCCCACUGGAGGAGGAGCCUGUCAACUACAAGCCCCACCCCUCACCACGCCCUGCCCACUCAACCUUUGACCUCUACAAACGAGGGAGGGGUUUAGAGGUUACGCCCUGACCUCCUCCCGGAGGCUCCUAUUGGUCAGACUGUGUGAUGUCCUUGACAAAUCAUCUAUUUUAUGAAUUGUAAUAUUAACUGAGAUGUGUUUCAAUCUGUUUUUC